Epithele typhae is the source of this 1065-nucleotide messenger RNA. RefSeq lists its product as uncharacterized. Gene Ontology annotation, molecular function: protein binding. The transcript has 2 exons. Lineage: Eukaryota; Fungi; Basidiomycota; Agaricomycetes; Polyporales; Epitheliaceae. Bases 1 to 1065 code for a protein of 354 amino acids. The record is from RefSeq and is a predicted model, not a curated record.
AUGUCCGAAUCACCGUUCACAAACGAGUCUAAUACUCCCCUUGUCGUCGCGCCGGCCCCUUUCAACAAAGAUUCCACGGACCUCAUCUUACACACUGCGGACAACGUAGCAUUUCACGUAUGGAAGGUAAUCCUCAUCGAAGCGUCUCCCGUCUUCGGCGACAUGAUCGCGCUAGGCAACACACCACACACCGCGUCUGACGAAGCGACGCCCGACGGCGCCCACCCUCCCGCCGUGCAGCUGACGGAGACCAGUGCGGCCCUGGAGCCGUUCCUCCGCAUGUGUUACCCUCCUUCCCACCCCCCCGUCUCCUUUUCCCAGCUCGACACCCUCCGCUCCGUCAUCGAGGUCGCCCACAAGUACCAAGCCGACGGCGUCCUCCAGGUGCUGAAGAACCUCCUCGUGGAGACGUUCUCCCCCGCCGAGCCCCUCCGCGUCUCCGCCAUCGCCGUGCGCCUCGAGAUGGCGGACGUCGUGGAGGCGUCCGCGCGCGACUUCCUCGCGAUCCCCGCCUUCGGGCCGUACAGCGGGGAGCUCGAGGACGUGAGCGCGGGCGCGUACCACCGCCUGCUCGCCUACCGCAGCGAGUGCCACGACGCCCUGGAGGAGAUGGUCGAGAGCAAGCUCGCGUGGCUCGCGGACGACACCUGGCGGUUUCGGGUGUCCUGCACGAGCUGCGCGGCGUCGCCGGUCACGUGCAGCAUCCCCGACUCGACCGCGGUGUUCGUCCCGCGGGCGUGGUUCUGGCACCACCGCAACCGCAUGGCGGAGCGGCUGAAGGGGCGCCCGUGCGGCGCCGCGCUCGAGAGCGCGAGCGUGCUGGAGCGGGGGAUACGGGGGAUCGUGGAGGCGUCUUCGUGCGGCUUGUGCAGGGCGAUCGUUCCGGAGAUGCUUCGUGCCUUCAACGACCGAUUGCGGGAGGAAGUCGACCGCCGCAUCGACGAGGUGGGUUUGCCAUGCUGCUCAGGGCCGCGUGGAGUCGCUGACGCGGUCGCACGCAGAUCCCAGUACCCCAAAUCGAUCCUCCCAUAUGAUGAUAUGGCUACAGCCGCAGUGUGGUCAUGA